Messenger RNA from Monopterus albus (swamp eel), 1136 nucleotides. RefSeq names its product serine/threonine-protein kinase SBK1. The record is from RefSeq and is a predicted model, not a curated record. Gene Ontology annotation, molecular function: ATP binding; protein serine/threonine kinase activity. NCBI's taxonomy places the organism in Eukaryota, Metazoa, Chordata, Actinopteri, Synbranchiformes, Synbranchidae. The coding region runs from base 69 to 1094 and encodes 341 amino acids. The transcript is spliced from 4 exons. Gene Ontology annotation, biological process: protein phosphorylation.
UUUUGUUUGUGUGGUUUCCUGUGGUGUUUAGACUCCAGUGGCUGUAUUGGCAACAACAAGGAACAGAGAUGAUUGAGCCGGGCCUCGCUGACGGCAGCCCAAUUGACGAGAUGAUGCAGCUGACGGCUCAGAGUCUUAAUCACUUGGAGAUCCAGGAACACUUCAACAUCGUCAAGGAGAUCGGUCGAGGGAAAUAUGCCAAAGUGUUGCUGGUGACACAUCGUUUCAGGGGGACUCCCAUGGCCUUGAAAGUGAUGCCCAAAGCCUCGACUAAGCUGCAGGGCUUUCUGCGAGAGUACUGCAUCUCCUUACACCUGUCCUGCCACCCCUGCAUUGUGGGCCUCUUUGGCAUUGCCUUCCAAUCUAAUGAGCACUACUGCUUUGCCCAGGAGCUUAUCAUUGGGAAGGACCUGUUUGCUGUCAUCCAACCAAAGGUGGGUAUCCCAGAAUCUUCGGUAAAACGUUGUGUCCUCCAGAUCUCCAGUGCUUUGGAGUUCAUCCAUAGCAAUGGUCUGGUCCACCGUGAUGUCAAGCCUGAAAACAUCCUCUUGUUGGACACACACUGCAGACAGGUCAAGCUAGCAGACUUUGGUCUGGCCCAGAAGAGAGGCACCCUGAUCCGGUUCAUCACAGGCACCCUGCCCUACAUGGCUCCAGAGCUUUGUACUGUGGCCCUGCUGGAGGGCCAAACAGAAGUGACCGCUCCUCCACUUAGGGUGGAGCCAAGCCUGGACACCUGGGCCUUUGGGGUGGUUAUCUUCUGCAUCCUCACGGGCUUCUUCCCCUGGGAUCGUUGCAUGGAUUCGGACAGCUUCUACCAGGAGUUUGCUGAGUGGUGCACGAUGAAGGAGCGACCUGACACAGAGGAGGACAUUCCUCCUCUGUGGAAAAAGUUCACCCCAGAAGCCAUGGAGAUGUUCGCUAAGCUCCUGGCUAUGGAUGCUGAGAAGAGGUGUUCAGUGGGGGAGGUGGGAGCAUAUGUGGAGAAGGAUUGGCUUAAGAAAGAGCAUGUGAACGAGCAGCAGCAGACAGCAGAAAAAGAAAAAGCCAGUGCCUCCAGGAAUAACCCUGGGCACAGUGGAGAAACAGCCUAAUACUUAGUGCAUACACACUGCAUUCAUGUGUAUAAUCCACAG